GAGCAUUUCCUUUUCCGGUAUGAGGUGUUUCGGUGGAAGAAUGUUUUCGUGUGAAUUGUUACAUCUGAAUGAAACGUGAACAUCCAGUAUUGUUCAUUUAUAAGUAAUAAUCGAACUAUUUAAUAGUAAUAUUUUAUUGUGCUCCUCAGGUAUAAAGGCUAGAAAAUGUCCGAUAUAGAGAAUGAUGACGUCCCCGCAGUACCUACCGGUGGGAUGGAUAUUAACACAGCCCUACAAGAAGUGUUGAAAAUGGCAUUGACCCACGGGAGCCUGGCGCAUGGUUUGCAUGAGGCUGCAAAGGCAUUGGAUAAGCGACAAGCUUUGCUGUGUGUUCUAGCAGAAAACUGUAAUGAACCCAUGUACAAGAAACUGGUACAGGCUCUAUGCAAUGAACACCAGAUCCCGCUGAUUAAAGUGGACAACAAUAAGAAGCUUGGUGAGUGGGCAGGCCUUUGCAAGAUUGACAACACAGGCAAGGCUCGGAAAAUCGUUGGUUGCUCCUGUGUUGUUGUUAAGGAUUACGGUGAAGAGACGCAAGCCAUUGAUGUUCUGAGGGAUUACUUGAAACUAUCACGAGUACCUUGAAACAUUAUGUAAAGAACUUGACAAUUAUAAUAAAAAAUUUUGUAUUUAU
This is a messenger RNA of Cryptotermes secundus, 634 nucleotides long. It is a transcript of the gene RpS12, whose product is annotated as 40S ribosomal protein S12. Lineage: Eukaryota; Metazoa; Arthropoda; Insecta; Blattodea; Kalotermitidae. The record is from RefSeq and is a predicted model, not a curated record. Gene Ontology annotation, cellular component: ribosome; cytosolic small ribosomal subunit. The transcript is spliced from 4 exons. Gene Ontology annotation, biological process: translation. Bases 166 to 585 code for a protein of 139 amino acids. Gene Ontology annotation, molecular function: structural constituent of ribosome.